CGUCCCGCGCGCGUAUCCACACGUCCCGGCGCGAGACGACUCGACCGGAGCGGGACUUUUUCUCUGGGAAGCUUUUCUUCUUGAUUUAUUGACGUCCGAGUGCGCGGCCCCGAUCAUGAAGUUUCCGUCGCCGGAAGCCCUCAGGCUCUACAUAUGCAUGGAGGUGCUCGUCGCCGUGUCGUCGGUGGUCGGUAACGUGAUGGUGGUGUGGGCCGUGUGCAUCAACCGCUCGCUGCGGGACACCACCUUCUGCUUCAUUGUCUCCCUGGCCUUGGCUGACAUUGCGGUGGGCGCGCUCGUCAUCCCCCUCGCCAUCACCAUCAGCGUCGGACCCCAGACGCACUUCUACAGCUGCCUGCUGGUCGCCUGCAUCAUGCUGGUCCUCACGCAAAGUUCCAUCCUCGCCCUGCUGGCCAUCGCCAUCGACCGCUACUUGAGGGUGAGGAUCCCCAUGAGCUACAAGCGAGUGGUGACCCGUCGGCGAGCCGGCACGGCCGUGUUGCUGUGCUGGCUGGUGUCCAUCCUGGUGGGCCUCACGCCGAUGUUCGGCUGGAACAACCUGCGGCAUGUCGGUAACAAUGGCUCCCUGAUGGUGAUCUGCCAGUUUGAGACGGUCAUCAGCAUGGACUUCAUGGUCUACUUCAACUUCUUCUGCUGGGUGCUGCCCCCCCUGCUCCUCAUGCUCCUCAUCUACGUGGAGAUCUUCCACAUGAUUCACAAGCACCUCAACAAGAAGGUGAGAGUGAGCCAUGUGGACCCCAGCCAUUACUUUGGCAAGGAGCUCAAGCUCGCCAAGUCCUUGGCCCUCGUUCUUCUACUGUUCGCGGUCAGCUGGCUUCCCCUUCACAUCCUCAACUGCAUCACUUUAUUUUGUCCGGCGUGUAACAAGCCGCCGUUCCUCAUUUACGUGGCCAUCCUCCUGUCCCACAGCAACUCCGCCGUCAACCCCGUCGUCUACGCUUUCGGCAUUAGGAAAUUUCGCACAUCCUUCGGGAAAAUUUGGAAACAGUACGUUCUGUGUCUGGAUUCGGACGGUCAGCUUCCUCAAAGUGUGAGUCAGAAGAGACACAGGCGCGACGAUCUCGAAAACGACGAUGAUGAUGAUGUGUGAUCUUUGGCAACUAACAUCUACCCUACUCUGUGACCUCAAAGCCUGAGGAAAUACAGACGGACCUUGGAAAGCUUCUACUGUAGAUCGACUUCAUCCAGAACUCUCCGUUCCUUGUUUCCUGGCGCCAACUGGCCACGGGGAGUGGAGCACAUGAGUGUAUUGGCUUGGUUUUGAACAAUUUCCCUUGAGGAUCAUUAAAGUUUGUCUAAGUCUAAGGAUGCCCUUCCUACGCAACCUAGCUGGGAAUCGAACACAUGAAAGGCAGAGGCGCCUCCACCAGGGACUCCGUCCAGAACUUUCGAAACUAUGAGUACGAGAUAAUUAGACACUGACUCCGAUGGGAAUGUUUUUGUUGAUGUCUCUACCAGCUACCAGUUGUUGAUGUCAUUCGGGAAAAGAGGCUUACCAGGAAUUGGAAUAACUAAACAUAGAUCUUGUGAUUCACAUGAAGUAUGACAGUGAGCACUCUUUGUAGUUUUCUCAGCUAAACUGAAAUGUGCCACAUUUAGGGGAAUGUGGUAUUGGUUUGACGGGCAAAGGGCCAAACAAAUGCUUUGAGAGGGACAAAAUGGAAUGUUGGCUGCAUGGAUGCAAAAAAUGUGAUCCCUCGGCAUUAGGAAAACACCACAGAAGGUGUGACUGGGGUCAGAUUGAUAAAGCUACCAACCACUAGUUGUGUUUCCAUUGCAGUUUUUUGCAAAAUAAAAGCGACAUUUAAAAAAAUUCGACAAAGUACAUUUUCGACUCAUAAGUGUUUCCAUUAACCUCUAAAGGCCUUAGUGGCCACAUGCGUGGACAGCACCUUUUAGCUCUUAUUUCCAAAAUUGUGUACACUACUGAAUUGGGGUCUUAUGCCGACAUAUGGACACUUAUACUGCUAUCUGGUGGUGUCAGAAGAGUAUAACAUACAAUUAGAGAUGUCCGGUAAAUGUUUUAGAAUGUAAUAUCGGAAAUAUCGGUAUCGUUUUUUUUAUUAGCGGUAUCGUUUUUUUUACAUUUUUAAAUGUUUUUAUUUUUAUUAAAUCAACAUAAAAAACACAAGAUACACUUACAGUAUAAUUAGUGCACCAACCCAAAAAACCUCCCUCCCCCAUUUACACUCAUUCACACUCAUUCACACAAAAGGGUUGUUUCUUUCUGUUAUUAAUAUUCUGGUUCCUACAAUAUACUGUAUAUCAAUAUAGAUCAAUUCAGUCUGCAAGGGAUACAUCUAUAGUUAUAUUUUGAUGAACAAUCAUAAAUGAAUCUUUCAGCACAUACACAAUGUUGACAUCUAGAGUUAUAUUUUGAUGAACAAUCAUAAAUUAAUCUUUCAGCACAUACACAAUGUUGACAUCUAUAGUUAUAUUUUGAUGAACAAUCAUAAAUUAAUCUUUCAGCACAUACACAAUGUUGACAUCUAUAGUUAUAUUUUGAUGAGCAAUCAUAAAUUAAUCUUUCAGCACAUACACAAUGGUGACAUCUAUAGUUAUAUUUUAAUAAACGAUCAUACAUUAAUCUUUCAGCAUAUACACAAUGGUGACAUCUAUAGUUAUAUUUUAAUAAACGAUCAUACAUUAAUCUUUCAGCACAUACAACAUUUUAACAUCUAAAGUUAUAUUUUGAUAAACAAUCAUGAAUAAAUCUUUCAGCACAUAGACAAUGUUGACAUCUAUAGUUAUAUUUUGAUAAAGACGGGGAAAACAUGCUACUCGUAAAUGGCGUGUGUAACAACAACAACAAACAUGGCCGUAGACACAAAGUUCAAUCAUAAAAUACAACUUUAUCCGAGCAAAAACGAUGCAUAUUUAUCCAGGAGAGUCUUGAUACCAUUGUCCUUGACCAAGACACACACAAAAAAGUUGUAGACCUCCGUGCUUUUCCAAGUUUUCAUCUGUUUUGUCGUGUAGAAUGAUGUCUGGAGCACAAUAGUUCAUAUGUCUGGGAAGAUGACCGACGUAUAAUCCUUGAUAUCACGCCAAAAAUCUUUUUUUUUUAUAAAGUAUAGGAUCUAUUUCAUUGCAUGGUUAGAUGUUUUGCUCGGAUCUGCUUUUUUCGUAAUCAGAUAGUUUGCGCGCUGCUUGCUGUACAACAGCCAUCUUGGCUUGGUUAACCACCACUGGUUAGAAAACGAAGGUAACGAAAAGGGAUUUUUGGGAGAGAAUUGUGAACGACAACAUUUACAGACGAAUUGUGGAUUUCGGGCAUGUCGGUCUCUCUGAGCAUGCGGGUCGGGAAGGAACACCGUGAGACGGUUCGGUGUUAGGUGCUCUGUAAAUGCGGAAAAAGUGCCGUCAUGGUUUUGCGACACACUUCAAUUUUGAAACGUCUAAAAAAAACACCUUAUGGGAGCUUGAAAAUAUUUUUGAGAUAUUUGAGAGUUUUUUCGUAAUAUGGCUGUUUCUAUAACGAGGUUCUAAUUGCGAUAUUUAGACUUUGCGCAUUUCUCGGGGUAAUGGAAACGCAGCUACUCACAUUGCUGUUCUUGAUGUAUAAUUUGUUUUUUCUUCAAAUAGUAGGACUGAAAACAUAACAGCAACACACCCAAUACUUAUCGCAUUUUCCGGACUAUAAGCGGCACUGGUGUAUAAGUCGCGCCCACAAAAUUUUAGAAGAAAAAACACAUUUUCAUAUACUAGCCGCACC
Entelurus aequoreus (snake pipefish) is the source of this 3736-nucleotide messenger RNA. RefSeq names its product adenosine receptor A1-like. The transcript has 3 exons. The record is from RefSeq and is a predicted model, not a curated record. Gene Ontology annotation, cellular component: synapse; membrane; dendrite. Gene Ontology annotation, molecular function: G protein-coupled adenosine receptor activity. Gene Ontology annotation, biological process: G protein-coupled adenosine receptor signaling pathway. The coding region runs from base 116 to 1111 and encodes 331 amino acids. Lineage: Eukaryota; Metazoa; Chordata; Actinopteri; Syngnathiformes; Syngnathidae.